GUAAUGUAACCGUUCAUUAAAACUAACCAGACAAAUUAAUGAAACAUUGUUGUCACGACUUUCAAUUAAUAGUUUAAUACAUGUAUGUAUUUAAUCAGUGAUUACAAAUUUAGUGAAUAAACACUUUAUAUGGCGAGUGCUUCGUUAUCGCCGGGCCCUUGUGGUUCAGGGACUCCUGACAGUGUGAAGAGUAACAAAAAACGAAAGGGCCCCAACAGUACUAGAGAUUCCGAUGAUGAGGACAGUCAGGCCGGGAUGUCAUUUGGGGGCAGUGACCAGGCAGACAAGGAGAAGUUUGCCAGGGAAAGCCACUGUGAGAUAGAGAGGAGGCGGCGUAACAAGAUGACAACGUACAUCAAUGAGCUCUGUGACAUGGUUCCCACUUGCUCCACACUGGCUCGGAAACCGGACAAGCUUACCAUCCUCCGAAUGGCCGUCUCACACAUGAAAUCACUGCGUGGUACAGGGAACACAAGCACAGAUGGCUCCUACAAGCCGUCCUUCCUGACAGACCAGGAGCUGAAACAUCUCAUACUGGAGGCAGCGGAUGGGUUCCUGUUUGUGGUGCAGUGUGACUCCGGCAGGAUCAUUUACGUGUCUGACUCCAUCGUUCCAGUCUUGCACCAGUCUCAGGGCGAUUGGUUUGGUAACUGCAUGUUUGAACUCGUUCAUCCAGACGAUGUGGAGAAAGUGCGUGAGCAACUGUCCACAACAGAGUCACAGAACACGGGCAGAAUUCUCGACUUGAAAACUGGGACUGUAAAGAAAGAAGGUCAUCAGUCCUCCAUGCGCCUGUGCAUGGGGUCCCGUCGCGGCUUCAUCUGCCGCAUGAAGAUGGGCAACAUGCAGGUGGACCCCAUGACGGCCAACCACUCGCUGCGGAUACGCCAGAGGAACACGCUGGGCCCCUCAACCGAUGGGAACCACUAUGCAGUGGUGCAUGUGACGGGGUACAUCAAGAAUUGGCCGCCUACAGGUGUGCAGACGGAGGAUGACCAUGGCAACAGCCACUGCUGCCUGGUUGCCAUCGGCCGUCUCCAGGUGACUAGUGCCCCCAACUGCUCUGAUAUCAUGGGCAAUAAUUCCAACGAGUUCAUCUCCAGGAUUACUGUUGACGGGAAAAUUACAUUCAUUGACCAAAGGGUGACAAGCCUAUUGGGUUAUCAGCCCCAGGACCUGCUUAACAAGUCUGUGUAUGACUUCUACCACCCAGAGGACCAGGCCCACAUGAAGGACACCUUUGAUCAGGUGUUGAAGUUGAAAGGUCAGGCCAUGUCCAUCAUGUACCGGUUCCGAGCCUCUAACAGGGAAUGGGUGUGGCUGCGAACGACCAGCUUCAGUUUCCAGAACCCCUACACAGAGGAGGUGGAGUACAUUGUCUGUACCAACACUGCUGCAAAGACUGGUCAGCAGUCGGCUUCCUCCUCCACUGUUGGCGCUGGCGGGUUGAUGGACCAUUCAACGGAGUCUAACCCCCCACUGAACAGCUUCUCCGCUCCUAGACCAAUGGUGGCAACCUCAGACCCAAACACUAUGGGACCCAGCAACAAACCAGAUUAUAGGGAUCAGUUUGGCUCUGUGCCUUACCGGCAGAUGGUGAGGCCGGGCAACAUGUACCCUGGUUUCCCGUCCCAGUCCCCGAUGAAGACCCCCCCUCAGGCCACUGCUACCAGCAUGCACUACCAGAGGCCCGGCCCUGUCUCAGCCAGCUGGGGCUCACCUCCAGGACACUUUUCACAGACACAGGGUGGGGCAGACUACAGUGCCCAGAGUGGUGGGGCGGCAGGUGGUCCUGGCUUCUCUCAGAUCAGUCCCAACAGUGCAUCACCUGGAGCCCAGGGGGGUGGAGGCAUGUGGCAGUCGGGCUGGCAGAGUGGAGCCACUGAAGGACAGCCGCCCCAGGGUGGGGGCGACGCGCCAGGGGGUCAGCAGGAGGAAAACUUUAGUGAGAUGUUCCGCAUUCUGGACCAGCAGGGUCAAGAGUUCACUGACCUCUCCGGCAUGUUUAAUACAUUUACUGACUGAUCGAGAGCCAAGAGUUCGAGGUGAUUUUUUGUACUCUGCAAGGAUCCUAUAAUAAGAGGUUUACUAUCAGCCUCUAUGGGCAGUGUGUUUAUGUAUUGUUUUUCCAGGUGUAACUUGUUAAGGUUGACAUCCGGUUAUACUCUUAUACUGUUAUGAUGGCAAAGAGAUCGUCUGAAUUUACUGUCUUUUAUUUCUGGUUAUACAUGGAUUGUAUUGCUGGGGUAUGAAGCAGAACAACUUGAAUGGGACUAUUUUCCGUUUGGUUCCGUUUAAUUGUUGUGUUGUCAGAAGAUAUCUGCAUGUCUAGUGCAGGUUAAUAUUGAAUCAAGUCUUUGAUUUCAAACUUUAUUUUCUUAUUACAGCAAACAGUCAGUGAUCUUUCUUUUACAAAAAUAGUAGUUAUCAGCGUGUUUGAAAUAUUCUCUUGCAUCAAAAUUAGCAAUUGAUAAUUCAUCUGAGGAAGACCAUGAAUGUUUCACUUGUUUGAGACAAAAACUGAAGUAGCUUGAUGGCUGUUUCCCUUGUAUAGUAAAUAUUAAGUGAACUUUUAAGAUUCAUUUAAAACGACUUAGUGAUUUAUGGUAGCAGCAACAUUUGGAACUUCAGAGUAAAGUCUAAAUAAUCAUGCAAACUUGAAAACAUGUUAUAGAUAUGAUAGGGUUGCUGAUAUAUAUACUAAAAAACUGUUGUUUUUUAUGACGAUUUUGUACGGAAAAUAUUUGUAAUAAGUACAUAUGUGCAUGUUACCUCCUUUUUGGAUGUUAAAGGCAAUUUUUAGAGUUUUUAGAAAAGAAUUGUUGUUGAAGUAUUUAUCUUUACUGUUUUAUGUUUACCUGUUGUUUCGCAGAAUGUUGUAAUGAAUGAUUUUUUUCCCUGGUCAAUGUCAAUGUACAUAUUUUGUACAUAUAUACAUAUAAGUGUAUGUUAAGAUUGUGAAGUGUAAGUAAUAAGACUAUUUUAGCUUAGUAAAAAUAGCUAACAAAAAGGUAGCAACAUGCUUUAAUAUUCCCAUACCGGUUAGUCUAAUGUUAUUAACUGCAUUGAAAAGACCAUUUAUGCAUCUUAGUCUGUAUUACUUAAAAUUAAAUUUUUAAGUCAGAGGUCUUUAUUAUGUUCAUAGCUGCAUAUUGUAUUGGAGAAGUUUAGUAAGGUAAUAAUCAUUAUCCUGCAUUAUAUUUUUUUGUCAAAACGUUUAAAAGAAAUAUUGCCACGUUUAUACAAAGAAUCCUCAUUAUUUGCAAAUGAAUUUAGUUUAAGCAUAAAUGUUAUUUUUUCUUUUAUCUUCCCCAGCAUCUACAGAUGCGGCGAUUCAUAUAAUGAUUGGCUUACUAAUGUUGAGUUUUGAGACAAGACUGGAAUGUGGGGGCAUCAGUGCACUAUGGACACACGUCUUCAUUAGAAUGAUUUGCAUAAAAAGUGACCAUUAUUUUGUGAAAGAGUUUGGUGUUUUACUUUUAGUUUACAUAUGCUCUUUUGCUGUACAACUUUGUCUACUUAUUCUUGAUAAUAAUACAUUAUAUAAUUGUUUUAGAACUGUGUUAUUAUUUUGCCUAUAUAAAAUAGGGUUCCAGACAAGUUAAAAAAAACAAGUUCUCAGUAACACACUGUCAAGGCAGAAUCCGUAAUACUUUAGUUGAAUAGUUAUAUUUUAGACAAAAGUCAAAUGAAUUCGUCUAGUUUUUCAAUUUUAAUUUUUAGUUGAACUUUUUGUAUAUAAUGGUAUUUUAUUAUGAAAUGCAUUGGUUGAAAUUUGUUUUGUUGCAUAUUUACUGAAAAUGUGCUGUUAAUUUAUAAAUUAUAAGUGCAAUCAUUACUGUGUUAGGUUAAUAAUUAAAUAGUCAAUAUCACAGGAAAAUAAUUCUGAACUUUUAUUAAAUUUAAGUAUAUAUAGUUUUUUUAACAUUGUAAAAAGUUUUGUAUUUAUUUUUUGACAUGAAGAAAAUUAGAUAUUGAAUUCUUAUCCUGUCACAUGCCUUUAAAUCAGCCCGAUAACCAGGUAACCUAAUAUCCCAAAAGAUAUUAGGCUAGAUGACCACGUGAUCUCGAAUAUCCGUCAGUUGCUCUCCGCGCAUGCGCAUGCCUGUCCUUUUUCCUUUAAAUAAAAUAUACUUUAUUUCAAUUUAAAAAAAUACAAAAUAAAUAUAAAGUACUGUUUGUUUAAACAUUAUUGUUUUAACAGCAUAAUUUAGUCUUUGUGCAUUGAAUUAAUAACGAUUGACUCGAUUUCUGUGUUGUUUAACAAGAUGAAAGCUAGCCUAAGCGUUUUGCAUGACGUGACAUCACAAUGUUUUUGUUCGAGUGUUUUUUUUCCCAUAUUAAAUAUUUAAACACAAAAUAAUCGAAAACUAGAUAUUUUAGAAACAUUUCAACGAAUGUUGUAAAUGUGACAGGAUAAAUAGAAUAAUAUGUUAGUGACGUGGAUGGAGAAUGGUUAUCUGGCUCGUCGGAGGAUCUUAUCGGGUGAGCCUUCGGCUCACCCGAUAACUUCCUUCGACUUGCCAGAAAACCAUUCUCCAUCCACGUCAUUAUUCUCUAUUUAUUCAUAUUUUUACCAUCAGAAUUCAUGCAGCAAUCGUAGAAAACAAAAGUCGUCAUGUACACUUCUUUAUAAUUCAGUUUAAGAACGAUGUCGUUUUUCACCAUAUUAACGUAUGCAUUAGAGCAGGCUUAUGCAUUUAAUUACAGUCGCCCCUCAUGUAAAUUCACUUUUCAGAUCUAGUUGCCAUGCUCUUGUCAUACAAGCUUUGUGUAUUUGUUUUAGGAGGUAUUUGAGUUUCGUUAGAAGGUUUUUAUUGAUGUAACUACAGCUUUAACUUUUUGAAGUGUUUUUUCUCAUGCAUAAUUUCAUACAUAAUUAUUAUUCAGAAAAUUGCAUACCAUUUAUCAAUGAAAAAAACCCAAAGACAAAUGUAUUGGUUUGAAAAUUAUAUGCAAAGCUCAUGAAACAUUUAUUUGUCAAAGGCAGUUUAAAUAAUAAUCUUAUGUUUAGUGUUUUAAUCCAGUUUAUCACAUACAACUGUAGAAGUUCAUGUUGGAGUAACUGUUGCACACUUUCAGCAUCAUAUGUUUACAUAUUGUUCAUUUAUUUGUUAAACAUGUCUCCCUAUAAUUUUUUUGCACAUACUUUGUUAAGUCUUUUUUUCCAGUUUUUAAAUAAUGAAAAACAUUAAUCUCCAAAAAAUAUUUUUUUAAUGUCAAUUUGUUAAGUCUAUUAAAACUGUUUGUUUAUGUAUUUUUUAGUUGCAGAACUUUCAUAUUAUUUUUAUAAUAAUGAUUUUUUUAUGCCUUUUAGAGAACCAACUAUCUACGCCAUGUCUGCAAGCAUUUCUUUCCAGAAAUUAAUGUAUUAAGUUAUUUGAUAUUUGUGAUGCCUUUUAGAGGACCAAAUAUCUACGCAAUGUCACCAAGCAUUUAUAUCAAGAAAAUUACAUAUAUCCAUGAAAACAUAAACUUUGCAAAGUUAUUGUUCUUUUCAAAGUCAGAAAUAUUAAUCUAUUUUUUACCAGGAACUUUUUUGUUUUUAUUAACAUUAUUUUUCACAACCAAAAACGUUUAAACUGUCCUUUGCGACAAAAUGUGAAAUUCAAAUGAAUAAACUAGUAUACUUUGGAUAUAAUGUUUUAAAAAAAAGAUAUUCGCUGUAUGUUAUAAAUAGAGCAAUUUGGUUAUACAGUAUUGUUCUGAAGAAUUUAUAAGAUCUAUGUGUUUCUUUCCUUUCUGUAUAUAAGAGAAAUAAAAUAUAUUGUCUAAAUUUA
This is a messenger RNA of Dreissena polymorpha, 5780 nucleotides long. Its product is annotated as aryl hydrocarbon receptor nuclear translocator homolog. The record is from RefSeq and is a predicted model, not a curated record. Gene Ontology annotation, biological process: regulation of transcription by RNA polymerase II. Gene Ontology annotation, molecular function: DNA-binding transcription factor activity, RNA polymerase II-specific; RNA polymerase II cis-regulatory region sequence-specific DNA binding; protein dimerization activity. Bases 130 to 2025 code for a protein of 631 amino acids. The transcript has 16 exons. Lineage: Eukaryota; Metazoa; Mollusca; Bivalvia; Myida; Dreissenidae. Gene Ontology annotation, cellular component: aryl hydrocarbon receptor complex; transcription regulator complex; cytoplasm.